UUUGCAGAAAAUGGAUGGUGGUACGACAGUGGCCGGAACUGUAUUGGUAGCUGAAAAAGUCGGAAUCAAAGUAUUUGUCACAGGAGGAAUAGGUGGAGUACAUAGAGACGUGGAGACCAGCAUGGAUAUCAGUGCCGAUCUAAUGGAAAUGUCUAGAAGCUCUGUCACAGUUGUGUCUAGUGGAAUCAAAUCCAUACUGGACAUUGGACGAACCUCGAGUAUCUUGAGUAAAAAGCUUCUACUUGACCUGUAUAAUGUCCUAAUGUCUAAUGUCCUAAUGUCUAAUGUCCUAAUGUCUAAUGUCUAA
This is a messenger RNA of Nilaparvata lugens (brown planthopper), 307 nucleotides long. RefSeq names its product pseudouridine-5'-phosphate glycosidase-like. Gene Ontology annotation, molecular function: pseudouridylate synthase activity. The record is from RefSeq and is a predicted model, not a curated record. The transcript is spliced from 2 exons. Lineage: Eukaryota; Metazoa; Arthropoda; Insecta; Hemiptera; Delphacidae. Bases 11 to 307 code for a protein of 98 amino acids.